Messenger RNA from Osmia lignaria (orchard mason bee), 1417 nucleotides. RefSeq names its product WW domain-containing oxidoreductase (gene Wwox). Gene Ontology annotation, molecular function: protein binding. Lineage: Eukaryota; Metazoa; Arthropoda; Insecta; Hymenoptera; Megachilidae. The record is from RefSeq and is a predicted model, not a curated record.
GCUAUCUGUAGCGCAAUGUACGAAACUCAACACAGAAAAGAAUAUAAAGUACAAAUCAUUUGUAAUAAAGAAUAUUUAAAAACAACACUGCUAGCGCAAUCUUUGAAUGGCGGAAAAAUUAACGCUUCAGAAAAUUAUUUUUUAUUAUACAGUAUUCUGAAUGACUCUGACAGUGAAGAUGAAUUACCUCCUGGAUGGGAGGAAAUGACAACCGUGGAUGGAAACGUUUAUUAUGUCAAUCAUUACACAAAAGGCACUCAGUGGACACAUCCUAGAACAGGUCGUAAAAAAAUUGUUGAAGGGGAAUUGCCAUCUGGAUGGGAAAGAUGUGUAUCAGAAGAUGGUAAAGUUUUAUUUGUUGAUCAUAUGAAUCGUACAACAACAUAUACUGAUCCAAGACUUGCAUUUGCUACGGAAUAUAGAGAAUCAUCACAACCUGUACGGCAGCGUUUUGAUAGUAGUAGCACAGCAUUAUCUGUUUUACAUGGUAGAGAUUUAAGAGGCAAAAUUGCCAUUGUUACUGGUGCUAAUACAGGCAUAGGGUUUGAAACUGCUAGAUCAUUAGCUCUACAUGGAUGCAGAGUUAUUUUAGCCUGCAGAGAUAUGAAAAAAGCUGAAGAAGCAGUUCAAAAAAUACAACAAGAAAGAGAUAAUGUAAUAUGUGAAACACUGCAUUUAGAUUUGUCAUCCUUACAUAGUGUUAGAGAAGCAGCUGAAAAAUUCAAACAAAAAUAUAGAACUCUUCACAUUCUUAUAUUAAAUGCUGGAGUGUUUGCAAUUCCUUAUCAACUUACAAAAGAUGGCUAUGAAGCAACAUUCCAAAUUAAUCAUCUUUCACAUUUUUAUUUUACACUUUUAUUAGAACAUCCAAUUCGAAGUUGUCAUAAUUCUAGGGUAGUGGUAGUUUCAAGUGAAUCACAUAGAUUCUCAUCUCUUCGAACAGUAGAAGAUUUUCAUCAAUUAACUCUUUCUCCUCCUGCAUAUAAAUAUUGGUUUAUGGGAGCAUAUAAUGAUUCAAAAUUAUGUAAUAUUUUAUUUGCACAAGAACUAGCAAAGUGUUGGCCGUCUGUAAGCGUAUUCAGUUGUCAUCCUGGUAAUAUGGUUUCUUCUUCACUGUCUCGUUAUUCGUGGACAUUACGAUUAUUAUUUAUGUUCGUUCGACCUUUCACAAAAUCGCUGCAACAAGCAGCAAGUACUUCUGUUUUUUGUGCGACAGCACCAGAAUUGGAAGGUGUUACUGGAGUUUAUUUCAAUAAUUGUUAUCGUUGCGAUCCAUCAAAUGUUGCCUUAGAUCCUGCACUUGCCGCAAGAUUAUGGUCUGUUAGUCAAGAAAUGAUUAUAAGUAUUAUGAAAAAAGACAAACUUUGGGAAACAUUAGCUUUAAAAUAAAAUAACUUAUUUUUCAAGUUAUAGAGAU